This is a messenger RNA of Aureobasidium subglaciale EXF-2481, 1530 nucleotides long. RefSeq lists its product as uncharacterized. NCBI's taxonomy places the organism in Eukaryota, Fungi, Ascomycota, Dothideomycetes, Dothideales, Saccotheciaceae. The transcript is spliced from 2 exons. The record is from RefSeq and is a predicted model, not a curated record. Bases 1 to 1530 code for a protein of 509 amino acids. Gene Ontology annotation, biological process: protein insertion into mitochondrial outer membrane. Gene Ontology annotation, cellular component: outer membrane; SAM complex.
AUGGCGAACAAAUCUUCGGGUAGCGACCUCUUCGCUCUGCUCCAAGACCAGGCCGACCCCAAGAGACAGCAAGAGAUAGACGAGCGCCUGGCAAGACAGUAUGCCAAAGCACAGCAGCGCCAAUCCGAAUUGGUCGGCCUCAACUCGACGAAGCCCGUCACCAUCUCGUCUAUCCAGGUCCUGCAAGCCGAGCACACGCGUAGAGGCUUCCUUGAGCGCAUCUUCAACCCCAUCCUUUCCCACAACCAAGAAGGUCCCUACACCUUAGAAGAAGCCCUGCGCGAAGUUGGUGGCGCUGUCGAUAAGCUCAACCGCUUCGGUAUCUUCAAGGCUCCCGUCUCGACCUACAUCGACCAACCCGACCAGACCGAUGCCUCUUCCACUCCUACCGACCUCUCCGUCUUCAUUCACGCUCCCGAACGCUCUCGUUACACCAUCAAGACUGGUACUGAGGCUGGCUCAUCCGAGGGCUCUGCUUUCCUUGAUGUUGUCCUCCGUAACAUUUUUGGUGGUGCCGAGUCACUGAAUGCUCACGCUUCGCUCGGUACGCGUACCCGUUCCGCCUACUCAGCCUACUUCGAUACUCCUGUCCUCAGCAGCCCUGAUAUUCGCUUCGAGAUUGGUGGUCUUGCUAGCUCGACCCUGAAGAGCUGGGCAAGUCACGAGGAGCUCAUCAAGGGCGGAAGCACAAAACUGAAGUGGUUGAGCUCAUGGGGCAGCAAGCACGAGCUGGGCUACUCUGGGAUCUGGAGACAGGUCACUGGUCUUUCAGAGAAUGCUUCGCCUACGGUUCGCGCAGACGCCGGCGACAGCUUCAAGUCCAGCAUCACACACACCUUCAUCAACGACAGCCGUGAUGCACCCAUGCUUCCUACAAGGGGUUUCCUGUUCAAGGCUAUCGGUGAACUCGCCGGCUUCGGUCCUCUUGCAGGCGACGUCGCCUUUGCAAAGUACUCGGCAGAGUCACAGCUCGCACUCCCUGUCCCUGUCCCUGGUGUUGCCGGAGACAGUGGUAUCUCCUUCACUGCCGGCCUUCGUGGUGGUCUCCUCUACCCUCUGACUCAGUCUGGAGCCGACAAGCCUUCUGCAUCUCGCAUCAAUGAUCGCUUCCAGCUUGGUGGACCUACCGACAUUCGUGGCUUCCGUCUCGCCGGGCUUGGUCCUAGAGAUGGACAAGACGCCGUCGGCGGUGACAUCUACGCUGCAGGUGGUGCCAGCUUGCUCUUCCCUGUGCCGGGCAUGGGCAAGGACACUCCUCUCAGAUUCCAGACUUUCAUCAACGGCGGUCGUCUGUUGGCACUCCAGGACGUAGCCAGCGGCGAGAAGGGUGGCAGCAACGUUCAACAAAGCGUCAAAAACACUUUCCAAGAGCUCUCCAACGGUCUCCCUAGCUGUGCGGCUGGUGUAGGUCUUGUUUACGCUCACCCGGUUGCACGAUUCGAGUUGAACUUCUCACUGCCAUUGGUGCUCCGUAGAGGUGAGGAAGGCAGAAAGGGUGUUCAGUUCGGUGUUGGCAUUGAUUUCCUGUAG